Messenger RNA from Sabethes cyaneus, 3446 nucleotides. RefSeq names its product NFX1-type zinc finger-containing protein 1. The record is from RefSeq and is a predicted model, not a curated record. The coding region runs from base 112 to 3189 and encodes 1025 amino acids. Gene Ontology annotation, cellular component: nuclear RNA-directed RNA polymerase complex. Gene Ontology annotation, biological process: regulatory ncRNA-mediated heterochromatin formation. The transcript is spliced from 6 exons. Gene Ontology annotation, molecular function: helicase activity; ATP hydrolysis activity. NCBI's taxonomy places the organism in Eukaryota, Metazoa, Arthropoda, Insecta, Diptera, Culicidae.
AAAUUGUUUUUUUACACUUGUAAAGAUCAUCUGGUUCCUGGUUGCUUGCUGUCCGCGGAAUUGUGCUCUAACAGUGAUAAAAAUUACAGAUAAAUCCAUAGAUUACAUGAAAUGAGUGCCAAGCCUGAUGAAGACGAUGACGAUUGGUUCAAUAAAGAUAUUGAUGAUUUUGUGGUGAAUGUACAGAAAUCUUCAGCAGGCCAACAAUCGGAAGACUCCACUGAAAAUGGGGCUUCUUUGUUAGAAACACUUAAUAUUAAACCGAAGCAAUUCUACGAAGAUAUCGACGGUAAUUAUUUUGACCCAUUCAACGCCGCCAAUGUCGGCACCUCCAGCAAAACCAAGUUUAAUUUACAAGAAGAAAACGACAAAUAUGUACAAAAGAUUCCAUUCUCUAAGUUGCUAAAUCUGUCGCAAAAUGACAGCCGGGAACUUUUCCUGGACAUUUACAGCCAGAAAGAACAAUUUAUCAAAACUGUAUCCCAGGGGAACGUAGGCGACGAGCUGCUUUUAGUGACUAUGAAAAUCAUGAAUAAAAUUGGCGCUCUGCCAUUGAAUGAGAUUAAUGAGGAGCUUUUCUCGAUACUAACUAAAACUGAACACUUCUGGGACAAUCAAAUAAAAUUUUUCAAGCGAAGCACGAAUCAGAUGGAAGUAAAAAAGAAGAAAGGAAAGCAAAAGUUACAGGGAGUUAGUACGCUGGAUAUGCUUGGAGCGGUUGGCAAGAUGCUUGCAAACAUUCGAAAAUUUGUUGGGGUGAAGAAACGGCUGACAAGCUUUGUUGACGAGUUAAGUCAGGUGUUGACCAAAGCGAAUGUUAAGGUGGACGAACUUAGACACACAGGAUCGCUGGUUGGCGCUUCUAGCCCGUGGAAAAAUUUGAAUAUUUAUCCCAAUCUAAAGGAAUUAAAAGGACCUGGAUCUGAUCCGAAACCAAAUAUUACCAGCGGGAAAUUUCCCAGCGUUGAACACUAUUUGGAAGUACAUCUAAGCUUGCUAAAGGAAGACUUCAUGAUUCCCCUCAGGGAAGGUAUAAAAGAAUUUAUCGUCCACUCGGAGCGAACACCUUCGUUGGAAGAACCGUACUGUGGUGAUAGUAUACGAGUACAUUACUGUGUGAAACUACUUCUGCCGUCCAGCGUCAAUCGGCGCUCCGGAAAGGAAGAGCUUGUGAUAGUAGAUCUGGAUCCAAACGAGCGUUUACCGGGAGGUAAAUCGUUACGGUAUCAAAAACAAAGUUUUCAAAAUUCGAAACGUCUAAUGCACGGCUCUAUGGUUUGCUUCACCAGCAGUCAUCGUUUCGAGGACCUGAUCGUGGCAAUUAUUAGUCACCGUGAUAGUGAACAACUUGCGAAUGGGUUCAUUUGUAUUGAAAUAAUUAAGGCAGAAAAUAUGAGCAACAUCUUCAAUCGAGACCUUCUGAUGGUUGAAAGCGAAAUCUUUUUCGAACCAUACCAUCACGUUUUCAAUGUGAUGAAAAAUCUGAGGGUUGAAAACUUUCCCCUUAAGUCGUAUAUUGUUGAUAGCCAGCCGCAACAGCAAUAUCCAGACUAUAUUGCGCGGGAUAGAAAGGCGCUGUUCAGUCACAAAGGUCAACAAUAUAACAUUAAAGUGCCAAGCGAAUGGCCGGAAAGCGGCACUCCAAUAGGACUAAACCCAUCACAGUACAAAGCGUUCAAGCUAGCUCUUACGCAUAAAUUUACUCUAAUUCAGGGUCCGCCGGGAACGGGGAAAACAUUCAUCGGUCAGGAGAUUGUUCAAGCUUUACUGUCCAAUACCGAACAUCAGAUUUUGCUUAUUUGUUUGACUAAUCAUGCACUGGAUCAAUUUUUGUGCGGUAUUCUACGGUUUACCGACAGUUUAGUUCGAAUGGGCAGUCAAUCGAAACAUGCUCUGCUUGAUAGCUACAACGUGAAACAGCUGAACGAGGAUGUGCUUAUUGAUAAACGGCUUAGGACUUGCUACUACAACACCAAACAAGAGUAUUUAAAGCUAAUGGAGGAAUUUGAAGAACUGCAGAAAGAAGGGAGCAGCGAGGAUGUCGUUCGUUGUCUGAACCGUCUCCAGCAAACGUCACGUCGCAUUCACGAGCUAAAUCAACUAUCAAAUUACGAAUUCGUAAAAAAUAUUCGUGUGAUCGGCAUGACGACCACUUUUGCCGCACGCAAUCACACAUUGCUUCAGUUGCUAAAAAGUCCGAUCGUACUGAUUGAGGAAGCCGCUGAAGUACUGGAGUCGCACAUCGUAGCUUCGCUAACGCCAUCGACCGAACAUUGCAUCUUGAUCGGCGAUCACUUUCAGCUACGCCCAACCACGAGUGUGUACGCGCUAUCUCAGCGAUAUCAGAUGGAUAUAUCGCUGUUCGAACGAAUGAUAAAAAAUAACGUAAAUGCGGCAUUGUUGAGUGAACAGCACCGAAUGCGUCCGGAAAUUGCCGACCUACUGAGACCAACCAUCUAUCGUGAGCUUACGGAUAGUGAAGAGGUUCGAAACUUACCGCAAGUGCGAGGGAUGCGAAAAAAUUUAUUCUUUUUAACACAUAACAUCCCCGAGGAUGGUGCGCGUGAUGAGGAGAAGUCGAAAAAGAACAGCUUCGAAUGCCGGUUCGUGCUUGGUUUGUGUGAAUACCUGGUUGCCCAAGGGUACGGUCCAAACGAGAUCGUCAUUUUGACGCCUUACAAUGGGCAAAUGCUGCAACUGGUGCAGGAGCGCAAAAGCCACGAAAAGCUGCAUGGCAUUCGGAUUACCGUUGUGGACAACUAUCAGGGCGAGGAGGCCAAAAUCGUUCUGCUCACGUUGGUUCGCAGUAACGAGACUGGAUCGAUAGGUUUCCUUGCCUUCCGAAAUCGGAUAUGUGUUGCACUGUCCCGUGCCCAGGAGGGUCUGUACGUCGUAGGAAAUAUGAAUCUUUUGGCCACGGCUAGCAAAACUUGGGAAUCUAUUAAACGUCAGCUGGAGGCACACUCGGCAAUCGGUCCCGCACUGGAGCUGAUGUGCGAACAGCAUCAGAGUAUUAUGCAGGUUGAACAACCCGAGGAUUUUGCUAAAUAUAGCUUUGGCGGUUGCCAGGAAAUGUGCCGCUGCAUGAAGGUAUGUGGCCACCAAUGCGAAAGUUUUUGCCAUGGGAUAAUCUAUCCACAUCGGUCAGUCUGCACCUGCAACCAUGAGGAGGAAGGCGUUUUUCAUUAGAUUAGACUGAAAUCGGAUUUUGCGGUAGGAUUGGUACCUAUUUUGCUUUUAGGUAAUAAAUUCGUACGAGAACAACUACACAGAUUUUAAAGCAUUCUAAGAAGAUUGUCAUAUUUAUAAAAUCAAAAAAGUACAGAUUUACGGACAGGUUGAAAUAUUUUGUAAUUUAUUUAUAGCAGCUUUUAUGCACAUGGAGGAAUUGUAAUUAUUUCUUUCUCUUUGAAAGAGAAUAACACGCAUACUUUAUAUAAUCUCAU